AUGCUAUCGCAAGAUCGUGGAGUGGCGCGGCUUCACGUGGGCCGGCCGCCUCUCUUACGGCACACUCUCGUCAUAAAAGGCCUGAUUGGCUCCCAAUCGCACCCUACACACAUGACAGAUUAUUACUUGCUGGUUGUGCUAGCUGGGUCAGUGAUGCUGUCGUUCCUGGCGGCGGGCGCGCUGUGGCUGUGCGUGGAGGCGCCAGUGGCCGGCCUCGUGCGAGCCGCGCGCACGCGCACAGGGGGCAGCGGGUGGAGGGGCAAUAAAUUGUUUUAUUAA
Molecule: messenger RNA, 279 nt
Organism: Parnassius apollo (apollo)
Lineage: Eukaryota; Metazoa; Arthropoda; Insecta; Lepidoptera; Papilionidae
Source: the annotation of a GenBank genome assembly